AUGCCUAACUCCCCUCAGAUGUCAUGCUGGCAGGUCCUAGCAACCAAGAAAAAGCUCCUGAUAUCCUGCGUUUUGGGCCUCUUCUUCCUUGCCAUCGGGACGGACCUCCGAGCAGAGCUCAGAGCUGGACAAAACCAGAAGAUAUCCAAGCGCAACACCACCAGCAAUACCAACAUCUGGCAGCCGACAGCUGGAGUAAAAUGGCAAAUCCAACUCAUCAACGCCGUCUCAGACACCACCGUCAACGCCGACAUCUGGGACAUCGACCUCUUCGACAACACCGCCGACACAAUAACCACUCUCAAGUCCAAAGGCCACAAAGUCAUCUGCUAUUUCUCAGCCGGUACAUACGAAGACUGGCGUCCAGACAUCAGCAAAUUCGACACAGCAGAUCUCGGUAACAACCUCGACGAAUGGCCCGGUGAACGCUGGCUGAAUAUCAAAUCGGACAAGGUCCGAGCUAUCAUGACCUCGCGACUCGAUAUGGCAAAGGCUAAGGGCUGCGAUGGGGUUGACCCGGAUAAUAUUGAUGCGUAUGGGAAUUCGAACGGUCUUGGUUUGACUGAGGGUGAUUCGAUUGAUUUUUUGAAAUUUCUGGCGAGGGAGUCGCAUUCCAGGGGUAUGGCAAUUGGUUUGAAGAAUGGGGGUGAUAUUAUUGGAUCUGUCAUUGAGAUUAUGCAGUGGUCGGUUAAUGAGCAGUGUGCGGAGUUUAAGGAGUGUGGGGUUUAUGCUGCUUUUACGGAGGUUGAUAAGCCGGUUUUUCAUAUUGAGUAUUCGAAGGAGAUUAUUGAGGUUGAGGGGUCUGGUGGUAGUGGCACGGAUAUCGAGGAUAUCGACACUGGCUCUGUUGCAACCAGUGUAGAUGUCGAUGUUACCAAGAUUGAUAGUUCCGCCGACACGGGCAUUGACACCAAUGUUGAUAAUGAAGACAAGGACGACGAAGCUGAUGAGGAGGAUGAUAAAGAAGACGAAUACGACGCUACCGCCGCUGUCACAAGAAGAAAACCCCACCGAUACGGGCAUGGUCACCAGAAACUCCGUGCCAGAGCUGUUCUCUCCUCCACCCUGAAGACAUCAGCAUGCAAUGCCGCCAACGCUGACAAGUUCUCGACUGUCAUCAAGAACAUGAACCUUGAUGCCUGGGUUGAAUAUUGCUAG
Messenger RNA from Penicillium griseofulvum, 1158 nucleotides. Its product is annotated as endo alpha-1,4 polygalactosaminidase. The coding region runs from base 1 to 1158 and encodes 385 amino acids. The record is from RefSeq and is a predicted model, not a curated record. The transcript has a single exon. NCBI's taxonomy places the organism in Eukaryota, Fungi, Ascomycota, Eurotiomycetes, Eurotiales, Aspergillaceae.